GUAAAAAAUGUUGUAAAUCUGGUCUCUCUCUCCUUCUCCCAUCUUCCCCUGAAUCUUGAUAUUUUCCUUAAUCUCUCCAAAACCCAAAAACAUAAUCAUUUGAUUCCUAUAUUUUUUUCUACCAAAAUUUUCAAAUCACCCCAUUUUUAAGAGCUGUUUGAUUCAUUGAUCUGGUGUUCUUGAUUUGAUCACACCACUUUAUAGAUUGAUAAAGGAAUGUAGCAUUUUGAUCAUUAUAAAGAAUUGGGUUUUGAGCUUAAUACUUGGCGGCAAGAAGCAAGGGAGUGGGAGCUUAGCACGGGGUGGGACACUUUAUUCUUUACUGAAAUUUUAAGUUUCUGAUGCUUUGCUUUUGUGCAGAUAUUUAAAAGUGAUCACUUUCCUUUUAGGACUGAAUUUGAACUCGAAGAAGUAACUUCAGUGACUGGAGGGAAGUUGUAGUUCAUGGUGCUUUGCAAGUCCACUUUGAAUAUUUUUCCGCGACUCCUCAUCUCCUGAUAGAACUUUUACCGCUGAGACUUCUUUCUUCUUUACUUUAGCUAUUUCCUUCUGUAGUCGACCCCUGCCUUUGAAGUUUUUUUCCGAGGGCCUAUACCUGCUCAUUCUUUACUUUUCUUUAUUUCGCGGCAUAAAUAAGUAGUUACGAUGUUCUAGCUUCCCAUUUUAUGUGGUGAAGAAGAUGGCACACAAUUCCGAGGAAGAAAAAAAAGAGGACUACCUUUUCAAAAUUGUAUUGAUUGGUGAUUCUGCAGUUGGUAAAUCGAAUUUGCUUGCUAGAUUCGCUAGAGAUGAAUUCUAUCCAAACUCAAAAUCGACAAUUGGAGUAGAAUUUCAGACUCAAAAGAUAAACAUAAAUGGAAAGGAGGUCAAAGCGCAGAUAUGGGAUACGGCUGGUCAAGAACGAUUUAGAGCAGUUACUUCUGCAUAUUACAGAGGUGCAGUUGGAGCUCUUCUGGUUUAUGAUAUUAGUAGGCGCCUGACUUUCGAAAACAUUGGUCGAUGGCUUAACGAGCUUCAGACUCAUUCGGACAUGAAUGUGGUUAUAAUACUCGUUGGCAACAAGUCUGAUCUCAAAGACGCCAGGGAAGUUACAACAGCUGAAGGCAAAGCAUUGGCAGAGGCGAAAGGUCUAUUUUUCAUCGAAACUUCAGCUUUGGAUUCAUCGAAUGUAACUUCUGCUUUCCAGACAGUUGUUAGGGAGAUCUAUAAUAUUCUGAGCAGGAAAGUUAUUCAAUCUCAAGAGCUCCAGAAAAAGGACUCGGGCCGACUAGCAAAUGGUAAGUCUGUGGUUUUGCAGGCUGAUGAUGGAAAUCAAGAAACAGUUGCAGAAACAAAGAAAGGUGGAUGUUGUUCAUCGUAAGUAAAAUAAUCUAUAUGGAGUCGUCUUCAAUGUGGGACUUCUUGGCGUGAAUUCAGAUUUACUCUGGCCUCAAUACAGGUACUGGACACCGAGUGAGAGGUAAAAAAAAGAAAGUAAACAAUUCCUAUUUUUAGUCCUAAGACAUGUCAAUAUCACUUCUCCCAUGAUGUAAUUCAGUUUCUGUUGGUUGAAGAAGAAGUUUACAGGACAAACUUUUUCUUUAGAAAAUGUAAAUGAUCUCAAGGGGAGAAGAACAUUUUUUUUUACUGUUUUUGGAGUUUCUA
Solanum stenotomum is the source of this 1644-nucleotide messenger RNA. RefSeq names its product ras-related protein RABA5a-like. Gene Ontology annotation, molecular function: GTPase activity; GTP binding. Lineage: Eukaryota; Viridiplantae; Streptophyta; Magnoliopsida; Solanales; Solanaceae. The record is from RefSeq and is a predicted model, not a curated record. The coding region runs from base 680 to 1360 and encodes 226 amino acids. The transcript has 3 exons. Gene Ontology annotation, cellular component: endosome.